UGUGGAUCCGAUGAGGCUGUAACAGUUCCCAAAUCCUUCAGAGAGGGCAGUCUGGCCACACUGACUUCCACCGUAGCCUACUUCCGUUUAGUCCACUUCAUUGCGUUCUAUCGGACUGUAGGAGAGUUUUCACUGCCUAGGGCUCUGAGAAUCCCACUCUAGGCGAAGCAUGCAGAGUUUCCAAGCUGAAACAAAACUAAUUACGAGCUACAUAUUGUUCUAAAAUACGAUCUUCUGUCGAAAUCCAUUUUUUGACUAAAUUUUUCCACCGUCGAGAAUGAAAAGGCAAAAUUCAUGGCAAGACGGCAUCGCAAGACUUUUUAAAUCAGAUGAUUCUGACAAAACGGCAAAAGAGAGUGGUACCACUGGCCUGGAAAAGGAGACUGCAUUUGAGAGGAGAGAUGAUGAUCCAUAUGACAAUGAUCUGGACAUGUCAAAGAGCCAAGAAGGCAGCAAAUGCAAUCAUCCGAACUCAUCACGACACAUUGCCUUCCAGGGCUGUGAAGGGGAAGAAGGAGCAAUUUGUAAUAAUCGGGACACGCAGGAGGCGAGUGUGCCGGACAAUGAGGCGGGCUCUUUGUGGGAACUCCCUGACAGGCAGUCUCCUCUCGGCCUGGCCAAAUCCCUGGGGCCCGGCUCACCUGCGCCCCCCUCAGAUUCAUUUCUCAAAAGACUUGGGAGUCUGUUCCACUUCUUCUCCAAAGCAGAAACGAGAGUACCUCAGCUCGAGCCAAAUUCAGCCGCGCUGUCAGAGCCCGGAGGAAUAACAUGCGAAGCAGACAGAAGCCAGCAGCCCAGUGACACUACCAUCGGGCAGCCCAGUGACACUACCAUCGGGCAGCCCAGUGACACUACCAUCGGGCAGCCCAGUGAGACUACCAUCGGGCAGCCCAGGGGGGGCGACGUGGGUCCCCAGUGUCAGGAGAUGGACAAACCACCCAGCGAAGACUCUGCUGACAUGGCAGAGGAGACAGCCAUAGUAAAACCAUCUGAACCAGCGGAACAGACACCAGAGAGUUUACCGUCUGUGGAUGAAGAUCACGGGACGGCACGGGAACAAGCUGCAGACCAUCGGAUGUCGAGAGAACACCCUGACGAGGGCCAGCAGCAGGCCUUCGAGGGUCCAGCAGUCAUCACACACACAACCUACAGAGGCCAGAAGGAGGUCAGAAAGAUGCGGAGGAGACAACCCUUGCAGAUCUACUCUCCCAUCUCCGAGGGCGAUGAGAGCCAUGUCAGCAGGUCGAGUGUCUCCAGCGAGGGUGUAGGAAGCCCUCACCCUGCUUCACCCUCCUCGGAUCAACUCAACCCACAGCGGGACACCCAAUCAGCUGUGGAGCUCACAGGUGUGCGCUCAGAGCAGACUGAGUGUUUGCCUCCACAGGAGGAUCAUCUAGAGCCGUCUUCACAGGCUGCUGAUGUCCAGUUAGCCGUUGCCCAAGAUGCUGCCGCCCGCACACACAAGGUUGAGGAUGCUCCUUUUGGGCAUCAAGGUUGCCAAGAGGUUGCCUCUCCUUGUGCGCCAGUGCCUGGCGUUACGAACUGUGAGGAGAAUAACUGUUUGUUGGACACAAAUACGAGCCUGGAGGUCCAGUUAUCUGGUCUGCCUGUUGGUCUGGGGGACUGUAGUCAGGACACAUCAGAGGGUGAGGGUGCACUAGUGCUGGGGGACUGUAGUCAGGACACAUCAGGAGGUGAGGGUGCACUGGUGCUGCCCCUGCCUCUGGGGGACUGUAGUCAGGACACAUCAGGAGGUGAGGGUGCAGUGGUGCUGCCCCUGCCUCUGGACGAGGAGAGUCUGCGCUGUGAAUCAAAAGCCAUGGUUGAUAUCAUACUGAAGAAUGCUCUGACUGCACUGCAGAAAAUAGAGACGUCUGAACGAGACAGUGACGUUCCUCACGAGGCCGAUGUUGAGUGUGAACCCUUUAUAUAUGCAGGAGCAAGACAUGGAAUAUACCAGAAAGAGGACUAUGAAUUUAAAGAUGCUACGCAAGAACUGGAGGAUAAACAUGUUGCGUCCACACAUGUGGAUGACCAAGUCAUCUCCAGUAGAGCACAGGGGGAAGGGAGCAGGUCCACCUUCUCGUCAGGCUAUGAGUCCAUCGCAGGGUCAGACACAGAUAUACGGUGUAGUCCUGCUCAAAGCUUUGAAGGGAGUCCUUUAGCUCUUUCAACCAGCGGUCAGCAGGUUGAAUCUCCUUCUUUGGCGAUGCCUGAAAUGACAGAUUCUUACAAAGGAAAGGUAACGGGAGAUACUGAAUCUGAAAACAGAGACAAUGACAAUGAAAAUGGUAAGCUAAUAAGAAAGGCAAUGUUUGAAGAGGAAGAUAGAGACUCUGAAGGUUGUGUAGCAUUUGAACCCAAGCUGAAAGGCUUAGGAACUGUGACAUUUGAGGUAGACGGCCUAUACUCUAACCCUUGCCUUGGAAGUGAACCUGAAGUGGAAGAUGGUAACACAGAAGUCCGACCAAAGCCCUCUCAACAUUCAAAGCAAUCAGUCGAAAUUCCACCAGUUUCACAUUUCACUAUUCAGAGUGGAUCCAAUCAUGAUGCAAACAAUACACUUGUGGACUUUAAAGUCAUUUUGAGCACAGAAGAUGCAAACACAGAUUCUGAAUCUUUUAGUUUAGCAUGUAAGCCUGAAGAGGUUCAGAGUCAGGAAGUUGGGAGACCAAAGCCCUUGCAAGUUGCACCGCAGUCAUUAGAAAGCCAUAGUUUUAAAGGCAAGGCCAUGACGGAGCCCACUUGUUUUAGCCAAAGUGAAUCUAAGCCAGAGUGGAGUUCAGUAAAGGCACAUUGGUGCCUCGUCUCUGAAGACCAGUUGCAGAAUUCUGAAACGUGUGUUGAAGCCACAGUUCUGGAUGUUAAAGAGAGUUUAAGAACAUUCAUAGCCCAUUCUGAGGGCAAACAUGAUGUGGAUAUUGAUCAGUCAGCCAGCUCAAUCAGUCUGUUGCUCUCGCCACCUCAACCUUUCCUCAACUCAGGCGUUCCUAUCAUCGGUGACCAGGAGGAGGAAAUGGAUGCAAUAUUUGUUAACGACACGGGACCCAUGGAGAGACCCGCAGCGCGGAGAGAAAAGACCUAUCCUUUCUCCCUCUCUCCCAUCUUCGAGGAGGAGGAGAGCCUGCAGGGGCCGCCGGCCACAGAGGAGGAGCUGAAGAGUGCGGAGCAGCAGACCUGCUCCAUCCUGUCCCUCCUGCAGUCGGUGAGCGAGCGGCUCCAGUCGAGUGCCUUCACCGACAGUGACCCUGAGACGACAUGCACAGACUCCACGGACGCUUUCCCCUGUCCACGCUGGGGCAGCCUCUCUGACAAAGAGGACGUAGAUGAGGUGGACCAUUUCAUUGAUCAGGACGCAACACUCCCCCCUAACACCUUAAAGGACCAUUUCAUUGAUCAGGACGCAACACUGCCCUCUAACACCUUAAAGGACCAUUUCAUUGAUCAGGAUCCCACACUUCCCUCUAACACCUUAAAGGACACGGCUGAGAUACUACACGGCUGCAUAGAACAAACAAUCAGUGGAGUAUCUCAUGAAGCCCUUGAAGAGAGUGGUGGGGUGACUACCCUGUCCACACCUAAAAGGAGUGCCAGCAGCCCAUAUUACGAGUGUCUGCUGAAGUCUAACCCAACACCGUUGCCUCAGGAAGAGAAUAUUAGUGGUGGAAACCUGUCAAAAGCAUCGGUCAAGGGGGAACAGCUAAGCCCUAGAAGGAUCAUCCCAAGACCCUCUGUGAUGCAUAUCUAUGAUGGUGUGACAUUCUCUGGAGCGAAGCGAACAUUCUGUGGCGAUGUGGUGGACACGGAAGGAAUGACCUUCAAGACCGGAGUCUCUAUACGAGUGCUGACAGGAUGCUGGCUGCUGUAUGUGGAGCCGGGGUUCCGAGGGUCCUGUGUAGUCCUGGAGGAAGGGGAGAAGGUGCUGACCUGCGGGGAGGGGGAGCUGAAGGAACACAGCACUGAUUCUACAGGCCAAGUCUCCAUUGGAUCCAUUCGAACAGUCGUUAAGGAUGAUGGUAUUCCUGAAAUCCACUGUCAUGGAGAGGGUGAAUCCCCAGUUGUCCUUCAUUCCCAGAUCGGGAAUCUGGAGGCUGUCCAGUUAUCUAAUCUUGCUGUCAAGUCUGGAUGCUGGCUGGCAUACGAGCUGAAUGGGUUCAGGGGUCAUUCUGCUGUUUUGGAAACGGGAGGAAAAACAACACAUGGACCCGGGUCACUUGAUGUCACGCAUGCGAGAUCACUGCGUCCGCUGAUGAGGGGAGGGCCCAAAGUCACAAGACUGCUGGAUCCCAAGAUGGUGCUCUAUGAACUCCCCCAUUUCCAAGGCCGGUGCAGGGAGCUGGGGGCCCACGUGCCCUGGGUGGAGGGGCUGCCCACGGUCUCCUCGCUGCGAGUCCUCAGCGGAAUAUGGGUGGGGUACUCCAGAGAACAGUACCGAGGCCAGCAGUGUUUGCUGGAGGAGGGUGAAUACGGUGACUGUCAGGAGCUUGGCGGGUCGGAUCAUGCUCUCCUCUCCUUCCGCUUUCUACUGGCAGAUUGUAUUGAACCAGCCAUCUCGUUGAGGAAUGCUCACUGUCCUGACACUCAUCCUAUGGACAUAGUUGACCUGGAUGUUCCCGAUGUGGAGAAAGGAGGCCCCGACCCAGCACCCGCUUCCAUUCGUGUCAAGAGUGGAGUAUGGGUUGCAUACAGUGGGAAGUUCUUCUCUGGGGACCAGUACAUCCUGGAGAAGGGCCUGCACUCGGGUCCUCUGGACUGGGGCCACUGCAGUGGUGAAGUCAUGUCAAUCAGGCCGGUCCGGAUGUCUGCUGGAAGCAGGGAGCCAAAGUACCUGAUUCGGGCCUACAGUGAGCCCCACUUCAGCGGUGACCAGGGCGAGUACGAGUCGAAAGCAGCCGACUGCAGUGCUCUUCAUCCCGUGUCAUUCAGGGUGAUCCAUGGAAGUUGGGUGCUGUUCGAUGAAGAGGACUGCUCCGGGAACCAGUUUGUGCUGUCGGAAGGCCUCUAUCCCAACCUCACCUCAUGUGGCAGUGAGGGAUCAGCCAUCAAAUCCCUCAAGCCAGUUCCAUAUUGUUUUUCAGAUCCAUCCAUUAGGCUGUACUCCCUGGACUCUUUUGAAGGCUUGGAGACCGAGGCCGUUACCACUAUGGAUGGCAUGAAUGGCUUUUUCACUCAGUCUCUCCGGGUCAACGGUGGACUAUGGGUGGUGUAUGAGUACAGUAACUUUAAAGGCCGCCAGAUGCUCCUAACGACAGGGGAGUACUCCAUGUGGACUGAGCACAGCGGCUGGGACACCAUUGGCUCUCUUCAGCCUCUUGGACGGCCAAAAGCUUACGUUCAGUUGAGAAACCGGGUUCUAGGCUCAUUACUGACUGCAGAAGAGACUCAGGACAGGGACUCUCCAGCCAAGGUGUCUCUAAAACCUGCCAAGUCAUUGGACUGUCAACAGUGGAUCUUUACUGAUGGACUCCUCAAGUGCAGGGUGGGGAAGGCUUGCAUGUCUGUGAUUGGUGGGAAGGCUCAGGUAGGGGCCCGAGUGGCCCUUUGGCCCCAGCACGGACGCACACACCAGAGGUGGAGUCUCAACCAAAAUGGGACCAUUUCCUCACAUCUCAACCACAGCCUUGUGCUGGACGUAAGAGGUGGGAAUGGCAUUGACAGGGACCACUUCAUCGUCAAUCAGUUGUCAGCGGGUCCGUCGACACAGUACUGGGACAUGGAGUUGGUGUAGUCAGCGGGUCGGUCGACACAGUACUGGGACAUUGAGUUGGUGUAGUCAGCGGGUCGGUCGACACAGUACUGGGACAUUGAGUUGGUGUAGUCAGCUGGUCAGUCGACACAGUACUGGGACAUUGAGUUGGUGUAGUCAGCGGGUCAGUCGACACAGUACUGGGACAUUGAGUUGGUGUAGCCUGUUCUUACUAUUACUGUCUUUUAUUAUUGAAGCACAUUUGCACCUCCAUGAGUUUCGCUUUAAAAGCGACCUUUUAAUGCGGGUUCACCCUUCCCUCUAUGAAACUUGGGAUGGAAAGGAUUUUUUUUCAACCUUGAUGUCAUGGAAGAUCCUCGGGACAAAAGCAGAGGAUUAUUUCAAAACGUCCCUGCCGUCAAGACUAAAGACCAAGACUAAAACCUCAAGCGUGUAUAUUUUUCAGGAAAAGGUCAUCUCACUGGACUUAAAGAUGUAUAUUAUUAAUAUUAUAUAAUGUUAAAUUUGUGUAUAAAUAAGAAAAUAUUCAAUCACAGGUCACAUAUGUGUUACUGUAACUAAUAAAGUGCCAAUAGACUGA
Clupea harengus (Atlantic herring) is the source of this 6287-nucleotide messenger RNA. RefSeq lists its product as uncharacterized. The record is from RefSeq and is a predicted model, not a curated record. Lineage: Eukaryota; Metazoa; Chordata; Actinopteri; Clupeiformes; Clupeidae. Gene Ontology annotation, biological process: visual perception; lens development in camera-type eye. Gene Ontology annotation, molecular function: structural constituent of eye lens.